Molecule: messenger RNA, 4243 nt
Organism: Sclerotinia trifoliorum
Lineage: Eukaryota; Fungi; Ascomycota; Leotiomycetes; Helotiales; Sclerotiniaceae
Source: the annotation of a GenBank genome assembly
UCUAUCUUUGCUGUUCAAUCAACCAAUUGAUUCACUACACUCUUUUUAUAUACUUUAACAUUAAUACCGUUCUUGCAUCUUUAUUUCUCACUCAUUACUGUACAGUCCGACUAUACAAUAAAGUUAAUGCUAUUAUUUUUACUAUUUUCGAAACCAAUUACUGCGCAAAGUAAUCAACUACCUACAGUAUACAUAUUAAACAUUCAUUCAGGAUAGAAACAGAUACGAAGAUACAAACACGGGACGAACUACCCACUCACUACUGUCGCAGACAUACUACCCUCGUUGCAUUACUAGCGAAAGCACCACGAUUGCGCGAUCAAGCAAAAAUUCCAAGGAAGACCAAAAGAAGAAAAGAACACGAAAAAGAAUCAUCAACUCGGAAGGAAAAGGAAAGGCAUUUGCAAACUUAUUCCGACGCAUGGAAACACAAUAUGCGUCUGAUUUAGAAGAAUUUAGUACGGGAUGUCAAAUUCUCCUCCAAGAAGGCCUUUACAUACAAGGUAUGCGCAAAUUUAGUACCUUUAUCCUAUCUUCAUACAAAAUAGUUUCCCUCAGCUUAAUUGGCCCUUCGCUCACUUAUCGCAAAAAAGAUCAGACUCGGAGACGAAUCGCGCAGCGGCCGUCCGAUUGGUUCCACCCGAACCCCCUCAGCUUUUGGGACAAUUGGAGGACGAUGAAGGAGAACAACCGAAUUAUGAUCAUGAAUAUGGUUACAAUAAGAAUGAUGAUAAGAAAAUUUAUUCACAAACUCCUCUCCCCACCCAGCCAGCUCAUAUACUCUCUCCUGGUCAUUCUCCUAGUAAAGGCCAAUAUUUCUAUGGUAGGCAAGGUUCCACCUCAGAUUCAGGCGAGUUUCAUCAGAUGCCCAAAACUCAACCACUGUCAGCCACUCCACAAGGGACGUCCAGUGCAACGCAUAACACACCACAAAUUACCACUCCUGCGACAAUAUCCUCCAGGAAGCCUAGACCCCAGUCAAGAAAGCGUCUUGCCGUCAAGGUUGGUGAUGGGAAGACAUUUUCUCUCGUACCGCAUAAUGAGCCCCUACCCAACGACGACAGUAGAUUGCCUUCCCUAUCCACUAAAACAUCCUCCUCCUCUGUGCAAGAUUUCGACCAGUCUAUCAUCUCAUGCACAAAUACAGACUCCACAUACACAGCCGCACCUAGUACGGCAACACCUAGAAAGUCAAUAUCCGCGGAUCAUAUAAGCUGUUCGUCCUCGGAGUUCUCGAUUGUGGGUGGUGUUAGAAAAGUACCCAAGACUCCAGACCAAAAAGGAAAAUCUUCAGCACUCGACUUCCCACUCCCUCCUUUGCCUGAAACAUCGCAGGAGCGUAACUCACACGAACUCUCUACGAAACCGUCAUUCCUUUCAACAACCUCGACUGCAACUGAGGCCACUAAUUGGAAAGUUUAUAGUAAUAUUCCGGAAUCGACUUACGAGUCGGUGUUUGCUACAACCCCCACUGAACCUAAUUUCGAAGUUCUCGACCAAUCCGUUCUUGAACAGUCCACUCCUUCAACAACUAUCCAUCAUCCGCGCGAAGAGUCAAUUCAGGAGUCUCUUCAAGAGUCUACGGGAACCGUUAUUCAUCGACCUCAAACAUCGCAAACAUCGCAAACAUACCAAACGUCAUCUGCGAGUAACUCCGAUAAUUCCAACUAUCAAGUUCACGAGGAAUCUGUUUCAGGCUCAGUCAUCUACAGACCACAACAUCGUCCUCAGUUGUCUACUAGCACUUCCGGCUACUCGACUUCGAAUUAUCCGAACUCGAACUAUCAGAUACAUGAGCCAGACACUCCAACCUCAGUAGUCUUCAGACCCCACCAUCGACCCCAAUUAUCUACAAGCACAACUGGGGAUAAUACUAAUUACGAAGUCCAUCGUGGCCAUACCCGGGACCGCUCCGAAUCACUCGCCGAUUCCUUUCUCGAAGCGUCAUUUUCAAGUGGCUCCAAUUACCGCGUACAUAAUCAAUCUGACAAAGAGUCAAUCACUUCGUCGGUUGUCCGUAGACCUAGAGCUCGAGCAGCGACCACUUCGUCUAGCGAACAGGAAAAUUACGUUUUCCACGAAGAACUUUCAAGAUCCGUAUCUCUCUCGAGCGGACAAGGCCCAGCACCCAAAUACUCCCAAGAAUCUCUCCGUAUUCCUGGGUUAAGAACCAAGAAAAGGUCGAAUGAUAAUUUCGGUUACUACAAGUCAAGAUCGCGAGAGACAUUAAAAUCAAGAUCAAAUCACUCGUUACACAGUCGAGCUAAUUCUCUAGCAUCGUUAUCAACAAUCCAUACUCAACCCGACGCACAACGAGCAAUUGUGGCGAGUGGAUCAAUAGUUAAUUUACCGGCACAGAUUCAACUCCAGAAACCAAAAGGGUUGAGUUCAUGGGCAGAGUUACCAAGUCCCACGAGUCCCCAUAUGAACGAGGCCCCGCAUCAAUGGAGCUCACAGCUUUCCACUGUGCUCUCCGUCUCCGAAGGGACUGGCACCGAACGAGGCUCCCGAGCUUGGUCCGACAGUAUGGGGAGAAGGAGCAGUGUAUUCCACAGUCUCCCAAGUCGCGGCAGUCGCAAUGUUCUCAGUAUCAGUUCGUCUCAAGGGAUAGAAGAUGCGUUAGCAAGACCCAUAAGCGAUUCAGUGGAUCCUCCACGUCCGACAUGGACACGCACUGGUCGAGGCUUGAGCAGUUCGUCUAUCCCUGUGAUAGGUGAUUAUGACGAAUAUGGCGAUGGAAUCACCGCCAUGCAAGACAUGCGCGCUCGUCCGUCCAGGAAUAGAUUAUCCGGCAUGUUCAACACCGGAGCAUCCGAUACCUCCCGUACACACACCAUGCGCUCGUCAAUUAGUUCACGCUCCAACAGUCUCCUCGCAAACUCGAUCCCAACCUGGGCAAGACUCUACUAUGGAAGCGGAGAACGUCGCUUUCUAGGCUACAGACCCGAGAGUUCCAGUGGCGGAACCCCAAGUCGCAACGGCUCCUUCAGCGUGAGAAGCGGAUCUCCAAACACAGAGAAUUUCCCAGAUGAGCUCCAUAGCCCGCGUCGUCGCCCACGAGAAGGCCAUCCACACAUGAGAGGCUUCUCCCAACAAUCCAUGGAAAUCACCCCCUUACCCAGCUCAGCCCGAGGUGCCGGCCGUCUAAGAACCCGAUCCCUCAUUUCCAGCGUCUGGUCUCCACAUUUGCGCAUCGACCGCCGCGCAGGCCGUCAAUCCGCCUGGGAACCACCUCAAAUCAAUUUCUCCACCGAGGGCGGAUUUUUCGGCCGUCGAAAUAUCCAAGUCGUUCUCUUCAUCGCCGGAUUCCUUCUCCCUUUUUCCUGGAUGAUCGCCGCUCUUCUUCCUCUUCCCAAAAUGCCAUUCUCGGAGAUGCGCGAGCGCGUAGACAGCACCGGAGAUUUGACGCAGCCGCGUGAUGUGGAAAGUCGCGGUGUGAAUGAUUAUGCGAGACAAUUUGGGCCGUUGGACGAGGCCAGGUACGAGAGUGCUAGAUGGUGGAGACAUCUUAAUCGAUGGAUGAGCGUGGUGGGAUUGGUGAUUAUUGUUGUUAUUGUAAGUUUUCUCCUUUCCGCAUCCUUUUGCGCGUAUUUUUUUUCUUCAAAUGCGAACUGCAGGCUAAUAUAAAUACUAGAUCGUUCUCGCUAUCGAAGGAACUCGAAAGGGAUGGUAAAUCCCUCUAAUUCCCCAACAUAAUCUCCACAUCCACCACCUUACCUCCUCUCCACCUCUUCUCAACCCUCUCACCACACCCCAUAACGACACCCAACGAACCCAAUAGAUUAACGACCCUCCAACCCAACACCCAAGGGAGAUCCUCAGAUCCCUCAAAAUAACGAUUCCAACGACCCAAACAUUACGGCUUUCCCAGUGGCUAAUUACCUAGGUCUAGACUUCUUUUUGAUUUUGAUUCUUGAAUUUUUUUAUCUUUCACUUUCUUUCACUUUUUAGCGCGCGCGAGGAGAAUUUUAUAUUAUAUUAUAUUAGCAUUAUACCCUUUCUUAUGGAAAGAAAAAGCUUUGGUUAUGUAUGCAUGGAUGCAUGAAUGGAUGGAUGUUGUUUGUGGGAUAAUUUUUAUUUUUGAUGAAAAAAUGCAUAGGAUGGGACUGGAUAGUACAUGUAAUGCAACGGCGAUGAUGGUGGUGAUGGCGCUAUGUGUGCUUGUAUAUAUUGAUGGAUGGAUGGAUGAAUGGAUGCCGGAUUGACUGAUGGAAAGAAGGAAAGAAAGGAAGAAAUAUAAUGU